GGCUUCUUAAAAUAUAUGGCUUAUGUGCAGGCAAAGGAGUUUUACUUGGCAUGGAGGCUGUGGGCCGAAGGGCCUGUUCGGGCACUGUGUGAUGUUGUUCGGGUUCGCUUGCAGGGACAGAACGCCCUGCCCUGCCCAGCCCAGCGUUGGGAGGCGGCGUUUGAAGCUGGGGAUGGCGAGGAAGUGGGCGGCGAUACAGGGCCGGGCACGGAGCCCAGUCUCAGUCGGCAGCGCAGGCAGGAAGGAAGGAGUGAGACAAACUGCGACAGCGAAAGCACAGCCAUGGAUGCAGGAAUCGGGCUCAGCGACGAUGCCAUUAAGAUGUUCAGUGAGAUGAAGAUUCACAAGAAAGGUCAUACUAAAAGAAAGUUUAUCCGCUUGUGCAUGAACGAGAAAGAGGAUGCAUUGGUGGUGGAUGACACAUGCCAGCAACAAAGCUCCAUGGACGCAUAUCAGCAAUUCUUAGCCAUCUUUCCGGACAACAAAUGCUGCCAUGUGAUUUAUGAUAUCACUUUCAACACCAAGGAUUCUGUCAACAAGAAUGAACUGGUUUUAUUCGGAUGGUGCCCGGAUAGUGCACCAACAAAGGAAAAGAUACAGUUCACAUCAUCAGUAAACACGGUCAAGAAUAAGCUAAGUUUGAAAUUAGUUCAGUGUAAUGCCAAGGACGAACUAUCAAUAGAUUGUUUAGCGGACGCGCUUGGGUCAGAUGUGACUGAAGUGGAGGGAAUGCCAGUGUGAUAUUGUAACGCCUGGCAGUGUGCACAGCUUCCUCGCCGUCCUGUAACGUGGCUUUAUACAUCUGUGCCCAAUGCCACUUCAAUCUACUUUUGAAUCUUCAACAUUCCAACUCGUUACUUUGUAUUCUUUUCCAGUAAAAAUGAAAUUCUUUAUCUGAGUGCUUUUUCUUAGAGUGGGGUUUGUUUUAAUUAAUAUGCAGUGAUAUCUGGUAUUAAUGACGUCAAAUCUUUAGGAAGUACUUGUCAUCCUCAGCAAUUUCAAUGCUUUGUUUCAAAUUUUGGAAAUAAUUGCAAAUUUAACAACCUAAUUAAAAUAAGUAAAGGCAAUGUUUUAAGUUCCCGCAAAGUGUACUAUCUAUUACUAGGUUCAGAAACUUGAUAAUCUCCAUCUUUUCUACUUUUUAAUUAAAAGAUUUCUAAUAAUGUUUGGCACGGUCUUUAUAGUUGACAAAUAAAGUUGUAAUCUCAAAUAAUAAAUUGGCACAAAAUAACCAAA
Molecule: messenger RNA, 1236 nt
Organism: Leucoraja erinaceus (little skate)
Lineage: Eukaryota; Metazoa; Chordata; Chondrichthyes; Rajiformes; Rajidae
Biological process (GO): cell motility; actin filament severing; actin filament fragmentation
Cellular component (GO): actin cortical patch; cytoplasm; actin cytoskeleton
Molecular function (GO): actin filament binding
Source: RefSeq, a predicted model, not a curated record